AUGACUGACGCCGUGUCUACACAUUCCAGCCCGACGUUUGUCGCCAACAAGCGACGUCGCCUUGACGCAGCCGUCUAUGCCACACGUGAAGGCUCGAUACGACCCCGUCUGCCUGGCGAGGCACACGACGCCCUUGUCCAUCGCGAAAGCACCCCGCCGCCGUCCCUACGCGCCACUCCCAGUCGGCAACCAUCGCGAGCAUCAUCACCAUCUGAGCAGAAUGCUUCCCUAGUCUUGGUCGGCACCAAGGGGAGUGGCCUCUCCUCGUUUGGUGUCAUCGCCGCCACUGCCUUGCACUUCCGCCUGGUCGAUACCGAGAGUUGGCUUGUUGAGCAUUGCAGCCUGCGCAGAUCUGAAUAUGUCAAGACGCGAGGGCUGAGUGCUUAUCGCACAGCCGCGUCAAAAGCUUUGGAGGAUAUACUGAAACAAAAUGCUUCGCGCUGUGUCAUCGUCUGCGGUCCCGAAGCCCUCGAGCCACACUGUCAAUCCCUCAUUCGGACCUUUGCGACCACACAUCCUGUAGUCAUGAUCAAUCGUGAUCUGACCAUGAUAAGAGACUAUCUCGGCCUUCCAGACACGCACGAAGUAUUGCAGAUUCUCGGCCGAAGCCGUCAGCUCUGCCGCCGGAUAUCCAACUACGAGUUCUACAAUCUGCCAGAGACCGAGGCCAAGACUCCACUUUCUGCCGAGCUGUGUCGAAACCUGAGGCGUCCGACAGAAACUCACAACCCGCCUCAGCUGCUACAGAAUGUCAAACAAGACUUUNUGCAUUUCCUGCACCUCCUGGCCCGGACUCCAGUGCGUGCUGACUCUCUGCUUUGUUCUCUGUCGCCGGCAGAACGUGAAUAUUCCACUCUGUCCGUCUUACUGUCCGAAGAUGUUGCUAGCGGAAGCUUCAGUCUUGUCAAUCUAGACUGUGGAACUGAUGCAAUUGAGCUGACCGUCCGGCAAUGUUCAUCACAAAGACCUUGCAUCGACUGGGAUCGCACUAGUCGUUCCCUCCAGAUGAUUCGACGUCAUUCCACAUCCCCAAUAGUUUUCCAUGUCGAGUGUGAAGAUCCGAACAAAGCAGUGUACAGCGAUCUGCUAUCUCAUGGUCUUCGUCUCGUCCCUGACUUCGUCACAAUCGACCUCAGCUGUACGGAUCAUCAGAUCCAAAACUUGAUAGGCUCAGUAGGUCGGACAAAGGUCGUUGGUCAUCGCUCAUACUCGGCAGGCAGCUCUCCAUCAUGGAAAGAUCCAGCCUUGCACAAGGAGUUUGACCGCGCUGUCACUCUCGGCUGCCAUGUCGUCCGCUUUGUUCGCCACGCCGUGUCAGCUUCGGAGGACAGGGAUUGUACUCUGUUUCAGGCUGCAGUUGCUUUCAGAUCCAAGACUCCUCUGGUCGCAUACAGCAUUGGUACUCCAUCGAAGUCAUCAAUGGUGCUCAAUACGUGUCUUACCCCUGUACAAGAUCCCGAAACAUCAGAAUCCUCCUCGGCCACUUCCCUCCUCACGUUCCAACAGCUGAUGGGGGCAAAGUUCUCGGCAUACAUCUAUCAACCAUUACACUUCCAUAUCUUUGGCGCAAGUGUGGACUACAGCGUGUCACCACUGAUACACAAUGCUGCCUUCGAGGUCUUGGCUAUGGACCAUACCUAUUCCAUCAAACAGUCAAACAACUUGCGUGAGUUUGCAAGCCUCGUGGACGACUCUUUCGGGGGUGCCAGCAUCAGUCUGCCGUACAAAAAUGAGAUUCUUCCCCUUCUGAACUCGACAAGUGAAGCCGCCAGGGCUAUCCAGGCCGUCAACACGAUCAUACCUCUGAGAGCCAUGCAGGACAAGGAUAAUGUCGCCUUGAAUUCGCUUAGCCGAUGUUAUAAGAACCGAGCUGGACCAGUCAUUGGACUACAUGGCGAGAAUACAGAUUGGACUGCACUCUACACAUGCGUGUUGCGCUAUCUUUCUCCUGCCAAUACCAUUCAGCCAAGCUCCUCGGCCCUUGUCAUCGGCGCUGGUGGCAUGGGUCGCGCUUCAGUGUAUGCUUUGCUGCAGAUGGGUGUGAAGAAUAUUGUCAUGUGGAAUCGGACGCACAGCAAAGCGAUCCAAGUUGCAGAGCACUUCACUAGACUGUCUACGCAGCCCCACCCCAACUUUCCAGCAUGCCGCAUUGAUGUCGUUGAAUCGCUGGAGUCGCCUUGGCCAGAAGGUCUUGCACAGCCUGCGAUCGUGGUGUGCACCAUCCCAGCCCAUCAGAUAGGUGACAUACCGCCCCCAGAAUUCGUCAUCCCUCAGCAAUGGUUUCAGAGUAGGACAGGAGGAGUGAUUGUCGAGGUGNAGUGCCUGAUUCUGUUCAUUCUUCCUCUAUACAACUAA
Molecule: messenger RNA, 2355 nt
Organism: Aureobasidium uvarum
Lineage: Eukaryota; Fungi; Ascomycota; Dothideomycetes; Dothideales; Saccotheciaceae
Source: the annotation of a GenBank genome assembly